CUCCACAGGGAUUGUUUUUUAAUUUAAAGUAUCAGAGAUAUUUGUACUUUCAACACUUCAACAGCACCUUUAAAUAAAGUAUCUACAUGCUGAGAAACUAAUCAUCGGAGUUACAGCACUCACGUGAGACAGGAGACAAGGAGGGAGCAAGCAUCUGAAAAGUAAGUUUUUUACUAUUUUAAAAGGCUUGUUGUUACAUGGAGAGAUGUUUCAUGUGUUAUUUUGGCGAGUGUUUAUUCAACAAAACACUGUACGGACACUGACCCCUACCCCUACAUGUUAUGCUCAUGAGAUGCUGCAUGUGUGUCGCAUGUGUGUUGGUGUGUUUUUGUAGGUAAAAUGGCAGCUGAGCUGGACGUGCUGAAUCUGAUCGUCAUUGCAGGAGGAACGUUGGCGAUUCCCAUCCUGGCCUUUUUUGCGUCCUUCCUCCUCUGGCCCUCAGCACUCAUUAAAGUGUAUUACUGGUACUGGAGGAGGACUCUGGGCUUGCAGCUGCGCUACGCAGACUGCGGUGGUUAUCGCUUCUGUUACGCCUACAGAGGAAAGCCCGGGAUGAGACCCUCCAUUUUAAUGCUGCACGGCUUCUCUGCUCACAAAGACACGUGGCUCACUGUGGUCAAGUAUCUACCAAAACAUCUGCACAUUGUGUGUGUGGACAUGCCUGGUCAUGAGGGAACGACACGCACCAACGCAGAGGAUUACUCCAUCGAGGGGCAGGUCAGAAGGAUCCAUCAGUUUGUGGAAACCAUUCGCUUAAACAAGAAACCUUUCCAUGUGGUUGGGACCUCCAUGGGGGGAAAUGUAGCCGGGGUUUAUGCAGCCUGCUACCCAUCAGAGAUCUGUAGUAUGACUCUCAUUUGUCCAGAUGGGAUAAGACACCCAUGUGAGACCAAAUUUGACAAUCAUCUGCAGGACCUGGAACACAGCAAUUACACUUUAAACAUCCCGCUGAUCCCCACUACACCGGAGGAGAUGGAGAACAUGUUCAGACUUUGCUCUCAUGUUCGCUUUAAAAUCCCUCAGCAGAUUCUCCAAGGGUUGGUUGAUGUUCGAGAGCCUCACAAUUCAUUUUACGAAGAAGUAUUUAUGGAGAUUGUCGGAGAGAAAUCAAGAUAUGCCUUACAGGAGCACUUACAUCUGAUCACUGCACCUUUACAAGUGAUAUGGGGCAAACAAGACCAGGUGGUGGAUGUCUCUGGAGCUACAGUCAUUAAAGAGGUGUUACCUGGGUGCAGAGUGGACCUGCUGGAUAACUGUGGACACGCUGUGGCGAUGGAGAGGCCUUGUCGGACAGCCAAACUCAUCCUGGAGUUCAUCAUCUUGCAGCAAGAUGCCAGGGGUGGCACGAAGAAAUCCUCCUGAACUAAAGACUUUGAUCUUUUCUUACCACUGCAGUGCUUCACGUGUUCCCUGUACGUGACAUUCAUGUGUAAACAGAUGUCUCAGCUUUAAAAAAUGUGCACUAAUAGGACAGAGAGCAAGGUUUAUAGUGUUCCAGCAUUACUUAGAUUAACAUAACUUGCAUUUGAUUUGUAAGCUGCAUCAUGAUAAUAAAAC
Molecule: messenger RNA, 1557 nt
Organism: Epinephelus fuscoguttatus (brown-marbled grouper)
Lineage: Eukaryota; Metazoa; Chordata; Actinopteri; Perciformes; Serranidae
Gene: abhd6b
Product: abhydrolase domain containing 6, acylglycerol lipase b
Exons: 8
Coding region: 340-1362 (340 amino acids)
Source: RefSeq, a predicted model, not a curated record